Messenger RNA from Oncorhynchus masou masou (cherry salmon), 4893 nucleotides. Its product is annotated as kinesin-like protein KIF21B. NCBI's taxonomy places the organism in Eukaryota, Metazoa, Chordata, Actinopteri, Salmoniformes, Salmonidae. The record is from RefSeq and is a predicted model, not a curated record. Gene Ontology annotation, molecular function: microtubule binding; microtubule motor activity; ATP binding. Gene Ontology annotation, biological process: spindle elongation; mitotic spindle organization; microtubule-based movement. Gene Ontology annotation, cellular component: microtubule associated complex.
CGUCCCCAGAUGGUGAAGGAGAAGAUCGAGGGCUGUCACGUGUGUACACUUGUAACCCCUGGGGAACCCCAGGUGUUGCUGGGUAAAGACAAGGCCUUUGACGGAGCCACGUACGACUUUGUGUUCGACAUCGACUCGGCACAGAAACAGAUCUAUGCUGCUUGCGUCCACAAACUCAUCGAGGGCUGCUUCGAUGGAUAUAACGCUACUGUGUUCGCCUACGGACAGACGGGCUCAGGGAAGACGUACACCAUGGGGACGGGGUUCGAUGUGCAGGAGGAGGAGGAGGAGCGGGGCAUUGUUCCACGGGCUGUUCACCAUCUGUUCCUGGGCAUCCAGGAGAGGAAGACACAGGCCCGGCAGCAGGGCACACACCCCCCUGAGUUUAAAGUCAGUGCACAGUUCCUGGAGCUGUAUAACGAGGAGAUCCUAGAUCUGUUUGACGGAGCCAGAGACCCAGACUGUAAGAACAGGAAGUCUAAUAUUAAGAUCCACGAGGACGGCAGCGGCUCCAUCUACACCAGUGGAGUCACCUCACGACUCGUCAACUCUGAGGAAGAGCUGUUAGAAUGUCUGAAGUUGGGAGCGUUGUCCCGGACCACGGCCAGCACCCAGAUGAAUGCUUCCAGUUCCAGGUCUCACGCCAUCUUCACCAUCAACCUCUGUCAGAUGAGAGUCUGCCAACAAACUGAGGAGAAUGGAGGAGUGAACGCAGAGCUGAACGGUGUAGGAGGAGGAGACGGAGGGUCUAUAGCCAAGCCUGAAUACGAGACUCUGAUGGCCAAGUUUCACUUUGUGGACUUGGCUGGAUCAGAGAGACUGAAACGCACCGGAGCGACAGGAGAGAGGGCACGCGAGGGCAUAUCCAUCAACUGUGGACUGCUGGCCUUGGGGAAUGUGAUCAGUGCUCUGGGGGACCAGGCUAAGAAAGGAGGCCAUGUUCCAUACAGAGACUCUAAACUCACACGUCUUCUACAGGACUCACUGGGAGGAAACAGUCGUACGGUGAUGAUCGCGUGUGUGAGUCCAUCUGACCGGGACUUCAUGGAGACCCUGAACACACUGAAGUAUGCUAAUAGAGCCAGGAACAUCAAGAACAAGGUGAUGGUGAACCAGGACAAGACCAGUCAGCAGAUAUCUGCUCUCAGGGCUGAGAUCGCCAGGCUACAGAUGGAACUGAUGGAGUAUAAAGGGGGUAAGCGUGUGAUGGGUGAGGAUGGCUUGGAGGGCUUCAGUGAUCUGUUCCAGGAAAACUCUAUGUUACAGAGAGAAAACGACACGCAACGCAUGAGAGUCAAAGCUAUGCAGGAGACCAUCGACCACCUCAACACACGCGUCACCACACUCCUCGCCAACAACGUCAGCACGCUCCUCGCCAAGUCAGGUGAGGGCAACGAGGAGAUUGGUGCUCUGAUCCAGAACUAUAUCAGAGAGGUUGAGGAGCUCAGAUCCAAGCUCCUGGAGAGCGAGGCAAUGAACGAGUGUCUUCGUCGCAGUGUGACUCGUCUCUCUUCCCGCUCGCCGUUCCCUUCCUCCUCCCAUAGCUCCACCCCCGGGCCACACCCCUUAGGCUCCUCUCCCCAUUCCCUGUCAAUGGAGGCGGAGAUGACGGACGUGAUUCGCCGAGCCAAGAUGGACAUUGAGAGGCUGAAGAAGAAGGAGAGGAGACAGAGCAGGAUGAGGUGAGAGGACGAGAAUAGGGAAGGGAGAGGAGAAGAGAAGAGACUACUUUCCGAUGAAAAGUUUAAAAAAGAGGAGCGGGGACAAAGUGAGAGAGAGAACGGACAGAUGGACUCUGAAGAGAACUACACAGAGGACGGGAUGUCCCCUCUGCAGGAGGAGGAGAGUGGGUGUGAUGAGGAGGAGGAGAGGGAUGAAGAUGAGUUUGACAGUGAUGAGAGUCUGGUGGACUCAGACUCUGACUCUGAUGAGAAAGCUAACUUCCAGGUGGAUCUGGCAGACCUGACAUGUGAGAUUGAGAUCAAGCAGAAGUUGAUCGAUGAGCUGGAGAACAGUCAGAAGAGACUGCUGCAGCUCAAACUACAGUAUGAAGAGAAACUCAUCCUGCUGCAGAACAAGAUCAGAGACACACAGCUGGAGAGAGACAGAGUACUACACAACCUCAUGUCCAUGGAGAACUACACGGAGGAGAAGGCUAGCAGGAUCAAGUCAGAUUAUGAGAAGAGGCUAAAGGAGAUGAACAGAGACCUGAUGAAGCUACAGGCGGCUCAGAAGGAACACGCGAGGCUACUGAAGAACCAGGGACGCUAUGAACGAGAGCUGAAUAAUCUAGAGCAGGAGGUCAACGAGAUGAAGAAAGCUAAGGUGGCGCUGAUGAAGCAGAUGAAGGAGGAGCAGCUGAGGAGGAGGAUGGUGGAAGCCAAGAGGAACAGAGAGAUCGCUCAGCUCAAGAAGGAGCAGCGAAGACAGGAGUACCAGAUUAGGUCGUUGGAGAGUCAGAAGUGUCAGCAGGAGCUUGUCUUACGUAGAAAGACUCAGGAGGUGACAGCGUUACGACGGCUGGCUAAACCCCUGUCUGGACGCAUGGCUAGACGUCUACAGCCCCCAGACUCUGGAGCUGAACUGUCUCCCAGCACCACCUCCUCUGAACCAGAGUCCAACAGGUCCACAGCUGUGAAAAAUGGAACCGGAAAAGGGGUUCUGAGGGGUAGUAGCAGUUUCACUAAGGCGGCCCGUCAGAAGUGGCAAACACUGGACAGGAGGAUCCUGGACAUCGUCAUGCAGAGGAUGACCAUCACCAACGUAGAGGCCGACAUGGACCGACUCAUCAAGAAGCGUGAGGAGCUGUCCUUGCAGCAGGAGGCACUGUUGCGUAAGAGGGGGGUGCUAAUGGCGGAGGGGGAGGGGCCUGACACAGAGGACCGCCUUGUCCAGGAAAUGAACGAGGACAUUGAGGUUCUGAACGCAAACAUUGACUAUAUCAACGACAGCCUAUCAGACUGCCAAGCUACCUUCAUACAGAUAGAGGAAACCAAGGAGGAGCUGGACUCAGUGGACACCUCAGUGGUCAUCAGCUCCUGCUCUCUGGCUGAGGCCCGGCACCUGCUGGACCACUUCCUCAAGGCCUCCAUUGACAAGGGGUUACAGGUGGCUCAGAAGGAGUCUCAGAUCCGUCUGUUGGAGGGUCAGCUGAGACAGACAGACGUGAUUGGCUCUGCCCACAAUCACAUCAUCUUGGAUGCUCUGAGAGAGAAGGCUGAGUGUAUCCCUGAGCUGCAGGCACUCAUCCACAACGUACAGCAGGAGAAUGGUUAUGUCAGCACUGAUGAGGAGCCGUCAGAAUUUAGCCAGGCCUCGGAUGGCAGUGUGUGUCAGAUGAAGUCUUCAGCCAGUCAGGAUGACUUCAAGAUGAAGACGGAGCCUCGUCUGUCAGCCCAGAUGAAGGCGGUAUCAGCUGAGUACCUGUGUCCCGUGUUAGACCCCUCUACUAAGAACAUUACUAAGUCCCUGGCCUCCCUGACAGACAUCCUGGAGAGCAGGACCAGUAUGAGCGGCCUGAGCCUCACCCUCCCUCUCUUCAGAGACCGGAUGUCCAGGACCAUCAACCUGCCCGUCAGGGGGCACACCUUUCCCAGACAGUCUCAAGGUGAUGACACCUCCCCUCUAACAAGGAGGAAGUCUUAUUACCGAGGCCAGGCUUCCAGAAAUGCUGAUGGGUUCACUCCCCCCUCCUCCCCCCCUCUUAGAACCCGGAACGACCGCAAUGUCUUCUCAAGGCUCACCAGCAACCAGAGUCAGGGCUCUGCACUGGACAAGUCAGAUGACAGCGACUCCUUUCAUUCUGAGGUUCUCAGGGGUGUGAUCAGUCCCACGGGGGGUGUGAAGGGAGGGCGGACUGCGCCCCUCCAGUGUUCUGCCGUGGCAGAGGGACACUCUAAACCUGUCCUCUGUGUGGACGCUACAGAUGAACUGCUCUUUACGGGAUCUAAGGACCAGACGUGUAAGAUGUGGAACCUGGUGACGGGACAGGAGAUCGUCACGUUGAAAGGCCAUCCCAACAAUGUGGUGUCAGUCAAGUACUGUUCCUCCUCCUGCCUCGUCUUCUCAGUCUCCACCUCAUACAUCAAGGUCUGGGACAUACGAGACUCCGCCAAGUGUGUCCGCACCCUCACGUCUUCAGGCCAGGUGAUAUCGGGGGAUGCGUGUGCUGGCACCACCACCCGUACCAUCACGGUGGCACAGGGUGAAUACCAGAUGAAUCAGAUCGCCCUCAACCCCUCUGGUUCUGUCCUCUAUGCUGCCGCUGGCAACACUGUACGCACCUGGGACCUCACCAGGAUGACGGCGUUAGGGAAGCUGACAGGGCACAUAGGUUCAGUGAUGUGUCUGACUGUAGGUCAGUCUGUACAGGGCAGAGACCAGGUGGUCACCGGCUCCAAGGACCACUACGUCAAGGUGUUUGAUGUGGCAGAGGGCAUGCUGGGUAAUGUAGGCCCAUCCCAUAACUUUGAGCCUCCUCACUACGACGGGAUCGAGUGUCUGGCCAUCCAGGGAGACGUGUUGUUCAGCGCGUCACGAGACAACGGCAUCAAGAAGUGGGACCUGGAGCAACAAGAACUCACACAGCAAAUCCCUAAUGCCCAUAAGGACUGGGUGUGUGCACUGGCCUAUGUUCCAGGACGGCCCAUGCUGCUGAGUGCAUGUCGGGGGGGCAUGCUGAAGGUGUGGAACGUUGACAACUUCACCCCCAUAGGAGAGGUCAGGGGUCACGAGAGCCCUAUCAACGCCAUCUGCACCAACUCACGACACAUCUUCACCGCUUCCAGUGACUGCAGGGUGAAGUUAUGGAGCUAUGUCCCGGGUUUGACCCCCAACUGUCUUCCUCCCGUACGGGUUCUGGCCAUCAAACAACGCGCUACCAGCCUCCCGUGA